Messenger RNA from Aspergillus fumigatus Af293, 1050 nucleotides. Its product is annotated as 8-oxoguanine glycosylase OGG1. The record is from RefSeq and is a predicted model, not a curated record. Gene Ontology annotation, biological process: base-excision repair; nucleotide-excision repair; base-excision repair, AP site formation. Gene Ontology annotation, cellular component: nucleus. Lineage: Eukaryota; Fungi; Ascomycota; Eurotiomycetes; Eurotiales; Aspergillaceae. Gene Ontology annotation, molecular function: 8-oxo-7,8-dihydroguanine DNA N-glycosylase activity; damaged DNA binding.
AUGGGAUCAUCAAAUGACUUCCAUGACGACGAGACCCUAGAGCUUCUGAAGCAUUACCUCAAUCUCUCCUCGAAUCUUACGGACCUCUAUACCCAGUGGUCCUCGCAAGACCCGAACUUCAAAAAAAAGGCACCCCAGUUCACAGGAAUCAGGAUACUGCGCCAGGAUGCUUGGGAAGCGCUUGUAUCUUUCAUCUGUAGCAGUAACAACAAUAUCACGCGCAUAUCGCAAAUGGUCGAGAAGUUAUGCGUCAACUAUGGUCCCCUGGUGGCCACUGUCGGCGACCGCGCAUACCAUGACUUCCCUCCUCCCGAGGCUUUGACCGCUGACGAUGUUGAGGGUCGCCUACGAAGUUUAGGUUUUGGUUACCGGGCCAAAUAUAUCCACCAGACAGCUUUGAUUGUAGCUAAAGAGAGAGAGCAAGGCUGGCUUGAUUCACUACGAAAUCCAGAAUCUCCUGUUCUCGGAGUUCAGCCCGUGCCCGGCGAUGAAAUGAGACCGGAGGGUAGACAGGGGUACCGUCACGCGCAUGAACAGCUACUGGGGCUACAGGGGGUUGGGCCAAAGGUUGCUGAUUGUGUCUGCCUGAUGGGGUUGGGGUGGGGAGAGGCGGUGCCGGUAGAUACUCAUGUCUGGCAAAUUGCGCAAAGAGACUACAAAUUCGGCAGAGGCGCUCACAAAUCGCUAACGAAAGCAACUUAUGACGCCGUCGGCAACCACUUUCGGAAACUCUGGGGCAAGGAGGCUGGCUGGGCUCAUAGUGUUCUGUUCACAGCGGACUUGAGGGCAUUCUCGGACAGGUUAGCUGGUGCGUCUGGAAAGAUAGAUGUCAAGGUUGCCGUGAGGGAAGAGGGCGAGGACAAAGAGUCUGUUAAGGUUGAGACAGAAGUCACGACCUCCACGGCUUAUGCCUUGAAAAGACCUGCGACUGAGAAGUUGUUGGAAUCAAAGGAUAUGAAAGAGGAGAGUAAAGGAAACGAGAAGGCCGUCAUUCAAGCCUCACAGACCACGACGACGAGAAGAAUGUCAAAGCGGCUUCGGAACCGCUGA